This is a messenger RNA of Aspergillus campestris IBT 28561, 451 nucleotides long. RefSeq lists its product as uncharacterized. Lineage: Eukaryota; Fungi; Ascomycota; Eurotiomycetes; Eurotiales; Aspergillaceae. The coding region runs from base 170 to 388 and encodes 72 amino acids. The record is from RefSeq and is a predicted model, not a curated record. The transcript has a single exon.
AAAAAAAAAAAAAAAAAAAUGCAAGCCCAGGACCCGUACCUAAAUUAGGAACUAUUGAAGCCACCACACAAUAGUCGUCCACCGUCCACCGUCCUCCGUCCUUUUCUAUUCGUCGUUACUCGAUAAGGGAGGUCAGGUGGGGAGGGGGGCUCCAUUAUCUGCAUCGGCAAUGGAUUGUGGCUUUCCCAGGCUUAAAACAUACCCAUUCAGGGAAUGGGUUGAACCACGGUUAUGGAUGGUGAUUAUUCUAUGCUUGUUCUGCAAUUCAAAUCCCGAGGAUGGAUUUCGUGGAGAAGGGUCUUCUUCAUGGGGAGUAGAGUAUUUUGGAGAGUCUCGAGUCGAGAUUCGGGCGAUUUUGUUAUUUUUCUUCCUUGUGGUGGAAAGAUAAGGGGGAAAACAUACGGGGUACUAAACUAUACUCUACUAAACCCUGCAGGGUUUUCAAGACGCA